Molecule: messenger RNA, 1014 nt
Organism: Emiliania huxleyi CCMP1516
Lineage: Eukaryota; Haptophyta; Isochrysidales; Noelaerhabdaceae
Exons: 2
Coding region: 1-1014 (337 amino acids)
Source: RefSeq, a predicted model, not a curated record
AUGGCCGACGUCAAUCUGACGGUCUGCGCGUCGCCAGGGCGCUGCGCGGAGGCACCCUCGUUUGCCAAUGGCACGUGGCCGCAGGGGCUCCUAUGGAACGAGCACGGCGAUCGAUGGCGCGUGUGCCGCAACUGCACACGCUCCCGUGCAACGGUGGGCCUGCGGCCGUGCAGCCAGUCAGAGCAGCGGCAGGAGGCGUUCGUGUGGUCUCUGGCUGCGUCGCUCGGCGUGGAGACGGGCGGCAUCUUUGUCGAGCUCGGCGGGAACGACGGGCGCACGAGCAGCAACACGCUCUUCUUGGAGACCUGCGCAGGGUGGCGAGGGGUGCUGAUCGAGGCGAACCCGAUUGCGUUUGCCAAGCUGCGACUCCGGCGGCCAGCGGCGGUGGCAGUGCAGGCGGCGGCCUGUGCCAGCGGCAGCGACAAGGCCACGCUCGUGGUCCGCUCGAGCAGGGGCGCGAGGCGCCGAGGGCGACUGAUUGGCACCGCAGACGUCGCGGCGGGCAUAGAAACGCUGGUGCCGCGGCUCGGACACGAGUGGUUGCGAGCGCGUCACGCCGAGGUGGUUGUGCGAUACCACGUGCCGUGCGUUCAGCUCGGCGAGCUCUUCUCUGCCCUCCGGUCGUUGCUCUCGCGCCCUCCCUCCAUUGGCAUACUGGUGGUUGAGAUGCGCGCCGGCGACGCAGCCACAAACCUCCCCCUGCUGGCCGCGCUGCGGGCCGGCGGCUUUGAGCUGGUCCGGUCGCUCCGCGUCUGGGCGAGCCACAGCGAUAGGGGGCCCGUCUUUCUGAUGGACAGCGUCUACCUUCGAGUGGAGCACUUUGUGAGUUCGGGGGGGCUCCCGGCCGCGGCCCUCGGCUUCCUCCUCUCCCAGCCGACGCAAGCGCGAUUUGGGAUCAACAUGCGCCGGCGACCGGGGCGUCACGGCGGAAAUUACUCGAUGGAGGAGCCCGAGGCGCUCUUCGCACGGCUGCCACAGGCAGACUCGACGUAUGCGAGAAAGGUGUUUAGCUAG